AGGCAGCACUGUUGUGUGAGCAGCGGAGGGGAAGUGGCGACUGAUCUGGGUCCGCACCUUUUCCGGUAACACGGCACCGUUCAGGCUGAGAGGGAGAGCGGCGAGAGCGUGGAGACACGGCCCGGGGAGCGGGGAGAGACAGCCGAACACCGAGGGGGAAGAAAGUCGAAUGAAUCAGUGACCUUUUCGAGCGGUUUUCUUCUGGAUGUCCCGCUGCAGAACCCCACUUGAUUUCGGGUAAUUUUUGUUUUGUUUUUUUUGUUUUUUUCCUACUCCUUUUUAUACUUUCUAAGAAACCCUCGAGUGUAGCAUCUUAAAAGUGAGGACCAGCCGAGUGAGGAAGUGUGAACCCCGGGCCUGAUCUAUGAAACCUGUUUCAAGUGCAACUCGGCUCACCAGCAGUACAGAAAACAAACCAAAAAAAACACUUGAAAUGCGGAUUUUGAAGGAAGUUUGUGCUCAUCUGGGUAUGUGAGUGAUUUGGAACUUAUUCAUCCUCGCCCGCUUCUUCAGUCACUUUUGCCAGAUUGUAUACCAGCAAGGGGUUUUUUGACACAUCUUGAAGAGUUGAAGUAUUUAUGCACAUUGUACAAGAUGGGGAAUAUAUUUAUGAAGAUCUUCGGCAGCAAGGAGAUGAGAAUACUGAUGCUCGGACUUGACGCCGCCGGGAAAACCACCAUCUUGUAUAAGCUGAAGCUCGGACAGUCGGUCACCACCAUCCCCACCGUCGGCUUCAACGUGGAGACGGUCACUUAUAAGAAUGUGAAGUUCAACGUGUGGGACGUGGGAGGACAGGACAAGAUCCGGCCGCUUUGGAGACAUUACUACACGGGGACCCAAGGCCUGAUUUUUGUGGUGGACUGCGCCGACAGGGACAGGAUCGACGAGGCCAGGCAGGAGCUCCACAGGAUCAUCAACGACCGAGAAAUGAGGGACGCCAUCAUCUUGAUCUUCGCCAACAAGCAAGACCUGCCGGAUGCUAUGAAACCUCACGAGAUCCAGGAGAAGCUGGGCCUGACACGGAUCAGGGAUAGGAAUUGGUACGUUCAGCCCUCGUGCGCGACAUCAGGGGACGGACUCUUUGAAGGUCUGACCUGGCUGACCUCAAAUUACAAAUCUUAAUGUUUCUCUCUCACCAGCCUGGACUUGGAUGCAAAAAAUAAUAAUUAAAAAAAAUGUAGCUGCGAAUGGAGAAAAAAAAAAAAAAAUGCAAUCAGAAGAAACAAAACCUCUCUGCGAGUAUACAUCAAAGAGAAAUGCAACUAUAUUUUUUCUUUUUUCUUUGUUUUUGACAAUGAUAACGUCGCUGUAAUCCAUAUUUCAUUUAAACUAGACAAUUGUUUUGGCAGGCUUUCUUUUCAUAGUUCACCUUUGGUUCUGUAUUUCACUCAUAUUCUGUAUAAUCAUUAGUUACGUUGAGCUCUUAUUGCGUAAUUCUUUUAAUUUCACUUGUAUAAUUCAUCUGAGGGCACUUUGGGUUUAAGGGUUACGGCACACAUUUCAAGGUUUUUGCCGAAUGUCCGGCUACAUAUCCAAAGUUUGAGGUAAAAACGUCCCAAAAUCUCCUUCGGGACUUUACUCCAGAGAGAGUUGCCUACAUCAGCAUAUUGUAUUCAAGGCUCCAACCGCCUCUAAUUUGUAAGAAUGUGUUUAACAUACAUAAGGACCUCACGAAAAAAAAAAAAAGACGAUUGUACAAACUUUUUGGGAUGAUUGUUGGAAUGUUUGUGCUUAUUUUCUGUGCGGUGAUUCCAUCCAUGUCUGGUUUGGUUGUUGUUUGAAAGAAACUUCACGGAUGUUGGAUGUGUUCCGCACAGGAUGCGAAGGUGGCCGAACAUAAUGCGCUUCAGAAACGGAUCGCCUGUUUUGGAAAGUUGCUGUGUGCUUCCUGUUUCAAAACGAGGCUCUAAACCAGAUGCUUCUGUUGCCAGACAACUUCUUGUUUACUGUCGGUAUUUAAUUUUUCUUAAAUGCGUAAAAGUUUGCAAAUUUUAACAUCUGCACCACAGUUUGUUACACUUCUGGAAGUCUUGCACUGUCGCAGAAUUCCGAUUUAAUCCAGUAAUUCCCACCUUUGCAUACUGUGAGGAACGGAUGGACACAAGAGAUGGCGGUUUCAAAACUUUGAACCAAUUUUGAAGUGUGUGUGAAACGACUUGGUAAUUGCGAUCUCUUUGCUGGUGCACCCCCUGCUGUCCGAACCCGGUACUGCGGCUGAUCUGUAGUUGUGACAGAGCUGGCUCUGCAAUGUGAUUCAGUCAUUUGGCUACAGUUUGUUGAUGCUGUUUCGGGUUUCAAGACAGCAUAUUCAGACGAGAUGAGAUGCAUUUCAGCUCACUUUAGCUCUCCUAACUUUUCAUAAACGACUUUGUGUGCCGAGCGGUUUUAAAAAAAAACGCUUCAAAUAAAUGGGCAGCCAAAUGAUUCAAAACUUGGUUCUGUUUGUUCCUGAUGUUUUGAAAGCACCACCUUUGAAACAGUGGUUUUCUUCGCUUCAGAUUGAACGUAGGUCUUGAAAACGCCAUCUCUAUUUUCACACUGUGAUAUGGAUUGAUAGAUAUAUAUAUUUUUUUUUCAAAUCAUGGUCUGAAUCUGUUACCACGAGUCUUAUUGUCUGAUUUGUUCUCCCAGAGCUUCCAUUUACUGCUGUUGUAUUUGUAGUAUCAGCUGCCUUAGGAGGGACCCUGGUUACAGGUGCCCCAAAAACAGUCAAGACGGAAUGUUUUCUCACUGCUGAGUUUUGCACUUUGAGACGGGGAUUACCACCUAGCUGGCUGUGCACAUUUAACUUUUUGACUUUUGGACCCCAGCAAGAGUUUACACAGUUACCAACCCCCAUCAACCAACUCCAUAUCGGUGCUUCAGUAGUUGCGACGGUCCUUGUUUGUUCGUUUUACCAUCAUCAUCUACAAAAAACAAAUUAGCAUUCUUUUUUUUUUUUUUUUUUGAUUUUUGUUUUGUUUUUUUUGCUAUGCUGAUGAAAUAAUAAAAAAAUGUAUCCAGAUCACUAUCGAAGUGACGCCUUUUCAGUGAGCAACCGCGACCUUUAGAACUGAAAACGGAAUACUUCAUGACUGAGGGGAAAAAAUAAAAUAAAAUAAGCGAGCUCAGUUUGCAGAAGAGGAAGUGAGAGUUUUGGGGCGUUGUGAUGGCUGAAAGAAAGGUAGAAUAAACUGUGAAGUGAGCCCUGGCGUGUUUCCUUUCUGCACUCGCAUGUGUGAGUCAUUGGCUGUGAAUAAAUGAUGAGAUCUCUG
Messenger RNA from Thalassophryne amazonica, 3254 nucleotides. RefSeq names its product ADP-ribosylation factor 6a (gene arf6a). The transcript is spliced from 2 exons. Bases 595 to 1122 code for a protein of 175 amino acids. Gene Ontology annotation, cellular component: cytoplasm. Lineage: Eukaryota; Metazoa; Chordata; Actinopteri; Batrachoidiformes; Batrachoididae. The record is from RefSeq and is a predicted model, not a curated record. Gene Ontology annotation, biological process: vesicle-mediated transport; intracellular protein transport. Gene Ontology annotation, molecular function: GTP binding; GTPase activity.